Messenger RNA from Fusarium coffeatum, 1146 nucleotides. RefSeq lists its product as uncharacterized. Gene Ontology annotation, molecular function: damaged DNA binding. The coding region runs from base 1 to 1146 and encodes 381 amino acids. Lineage: Eukaryota; Fungi; Ascomycota; Sordariomycetes; Hypocreales; Nectriaceae. The record is from RefSeq and is a predicted model, not a curated record. The transcript is spliced from 3 exons. Gene Ontology annotation, cellular component: nucleotide-excision repair factor 1 complex. Gene Ontology annotation, biological process: nucleotide-excision repair involved in interstrand cross-link repair; nucleotide-excision repair, DNA damage recognition; UV-damage excision repair.
AUGGAGCGACCAUCCACACCACCUCGGGCAACGAAGCCUGCGCCGGUUAUUAGUCCUCCUACACCAGAAGUCACAAAGCGCAUAGAAGAAAAUCGACUCCGCGCAAAGGCGAUCCGGGAUCAGCGUGAAGCUGAACAACGAGCGACCGGCACCGUGCCCGAGAUUCCCAAAAGCUCCGGCGGCUUUGUACCAACAGAAGAUGUCUACAUUUCGAAGACGGCCAACGGAAAGCGACCAUACAACUCCAUUUCGACAACAGAGGCUAAGGGAACAAAUCGAGAUGGACGCAACAAGGGAGAUGAAGAGUCGCUUAAGCCUGCGAAGAAGUUCACGAAGUUUGUCGACUAUAAUAUGAGCACCAUGACAGAUACUAAAGGUGGUUUCUUGUCAACGGAAGAUGAUCCUCAUAACUUCGCACUUGGUGGCAAGAAGCCUGGGCAGACGGAUGCAGACCAGAGACCAAAACACAUGACCGUUCAGGAAUGGGAGCGAUUACAGCUGAUACGGAACUUGAAGCGAACCAAGGCAGGACCUUUUGAACCGGGUCUUAGUGUGCUGGCGGAUGAAGAGACACGGAAGAAAUGUAGGGAUUGCAAGAGCUUGGAAAUCGACUUUGUCUGGGAGGAGGUUUUCCACCUUUGCGUCUGCAAUAAGUGCAAGGAGAAAUAUCCAGAGAAGUACUCGCUGUUGACGAAAACUGAGUGCAAAGAGGACUACUUGCUUACAGACCCCGAACUACGAGACCCUGAACUAUUACCCCAUCUUAAUAAGCCCAACCCUCACAAAUCUCACUGGCACGACAUGAUGCUGUUCCUUAGAUGUCAAGUGGAAGAGUAUGCGAUUAAGACGAAAUGGGGUUCAGCAGAGGCAUUGGAUGAGGAAUUCGAAAAGCGCGAGGCGCAAAAGAAGGCUCGCAAGGAAGCCAAGUUCAAGGAGAAGCUGCUGGACUUGAAGAAAAAGACACGGACGGACGCCUUCCGCAGACAAGCAGGCAACCUAAGCAAAUCAGGAGCAAGCAAAUUUGGAGAUACGAUAGGAGGCGGAAAGCAUGUGCAUGAGUGGGGAAGAACCGUGGAAAACGAGGACGGUAUGACAGUUAAGACAUGCGUUGAUUGUGGUAUGGAAGUCGAGGAAAUGGAGUUUUGA